GAAGCAGAAGUCGCUGCACAUUAGCGAUAUUACAUCUUUUGUAUGCAGUUUUAUGUCUAUUAAAUGUUAUAUUUCUCGUCUUUAAUCGGAUUAUAUACUUUUGAUGACUCUGUAGCAGCAGAAGACGGUGUUUUGAGGAUUAAAGCAUGCAGUGCUCCGCCUCCUCUCCUCAGGAGCCUCCGCAGGCGAGCGCUGAGCGGCCUGAGCUGACCCAGCUGCCCACUAAAGACCCGUCCUGCACAGACAGUGCCUCGGACCCAGGCAGCCCCAAAGCUCUGACCUUUGACCUGCUGAACAUGGUGAUCUCCUUCAAGCGGAUGCUGAUCUUCCUGGAGCCCAUCAUAGACACACUGGAGGUGCUGCGCUACCUGCUGGGAUGGAAGAUGCCGCUGUUUUCCCUGCUCAGCUGCGUUCUGCUCAACAUCCUCUUCCUCACUCUGACUGAAGGAUCGUGGUUCUCUCUGCUCCUGCUGGCCGUCUCUGCUCCGGCUGUGCUGGGUUUCCUUGGUGACCGUUGUCAGGGUGCGAGCAGCGAGAUGGCGCUGCAGAAGAAGAAACACUAUGCAGUGCAGCGGCGAGACCUGCAGACGGUCCACAUGAGCAAACAGGAGGCCAUGCUGGAGGUCAAGGGCAUGCUGAAGCAGAUAGAUGACCUUUUGACCCAAGCGUGUGUGUAUGCAGAGUCUGUGUAUAAGGUUUUAUACUGGGAGAGCCACGCAGUGUCCUCCAUGUUUUACGGUUUUCUCCUGACAGCAGUGUGUCUGCUGUAUACGGCUCCAGUGGGUGUGAGUCUUUCAGUAAUAAACAGCGCCCUCUUUCUGUGGAACAGAGAUUUCUGCAGAGUUCUGUUGAAGCUGAAGGAGUUUGUUCACCCGACUCGUGUGGAGCCUGUGGAGGAAACUGAACUGUGUGACUCAGAUCAGGCCAAUCUGCUGGAGCGCACGCCCACCCCGACCAGUGUGGAGGAUUUGUCUCCUGGCAAUAUUGAGGAGGCAGAGGAGGCGGAGCCUGACGAUGAGUUCAAAGACGCCAUAGAGGUGUGGCCUGUAGCGUAUUUGCUACCAAAGGUUCUGAAGAGAUGGAGAGCCCGUAAGGACGACGAGGACGUGUCUUCUGGAGUUCCUGAGUUUGACACGGUGUCUGAUAACGGGCUGUUAAGCAGAAAUGAGCCCAUCCGCAGUAAAGUGUCCAAACUCACGGAAAAACUGCGCAAACGGGUUCCUACCAACGCCACUGGUAACUGUUUCCAGUGCAAUUCAGCAUUUUCUGUUUUAAAGAAAAGGAGAAACUGCAGUAACUGUGGCGUAAGCUUUUGCUCUCGCUGUUGCUCCUAUAAGGUGUUCAGAUCCACCAUGGGAGCCACAGCUCCUGAAGCCCAAAGAGAGACUGUGUUUGUUUGCUCCACAUGUAACACUUUCCUCAGCACAAAGUAGGAUUGACCAUCCUCCCGAAACUUUCCAAUCUUGCAGUCCUGUAUAAGAAACUAGCGGUGGAACACAUGUUGGCUGCUGAAGUGAUUCUUGAGGUCUCGUUCCUUCUUUGUUGAACAUUUCACAUGGAAGACCAAAGUCCAGCUUCUUAUGUUUCCUCUUGAGUUUUUUUGUCUGUCCUAUGGUUGUGGCUUCCUAUUAGCUGCUUUCUCUGUGCAAGUCUAAUACAUGCAAUUCGUUUUACUCUGAUCUCGGCUUGCUAAGAGAUCAGAUGCUGUAUUUUCAUCAAUGACGUCAGUUUCCAGAGUUCUUGAUAGGAUAUCAGGUUAAAAUCAAGGGCCGUGGUUAUCUGUUAUUACUGUAUAAUUGCACAUUAUCCUAAAUAAUUCAACAAAACUAUGUAAAAGAGGGGUUAUUUGUCAAAUGCAAUAGACUUUAGGGGAUAGUUCAGCCAAAAGAAAUAUAUUAUUUCAUAUCAUUUACUCAGAAUCAAGUGGUUUCAAACCUUUAUGGGUUUUUAUUAUAUGUUGAAUGCAAAACAAGGUAUUUAGAAAAAUGUUGGAAACUGUUAUUGAGAUGCACAGUUGGAAAAACAAAUACUAUGAAAAUGGAUUCUUACCUGUUUCCAACAAUUCUCAGUAUGUGGAGGGUGAGUAAAUGAUGACAGCAUUUUCAGUUGUGUGUUAAACUAUCCCUUUAAGAUUUAUAGCUUUAUUAUACUGUUUUUUUAAUGCUCUUUAGUUAACGUGACAUCAGUUGUUUAUUAAGAAAUGGUAUUUAUCUCUAACUGCAACAACACUUAUGAUUCAUAAACCCUAGCUGCUUUAUGCUUGAACCCAUAAUUGUUGAAUCUAUAAUUUAUUUGUGUAUUUUUGUCUGACAAGUCCUUAAUCGAUACGUGUGGUUGUGGACAUUCUCAGUAAACAUUUAUAGUAAUCAGAGUAAUGCUAUUAUAUUAGCCUGUCAGCACAGAACUGUUUUCCUGGUCAUAUUGCUAUUGAAAGAAUGAGCUGUGUUCCUUUCUGUCUUUUAUUUGUAUAUCUGUUUGUCUUUAAGCCAAGGUUGAAUGUAAAACCAACACUUUAUGGGUUAUAAAGCUAUUUCCUAUCACUGCUAUUUAAACAUAAAGGCAGAUUUAUUGGGGAAUACAUCCUGAGUGAAACCCUUUCCGCUUUCUUCGUCAAAAUCUACUGUUACAUUAAUAAACACUAUAAAUAUG
Molecule: messenger RNA, 2649 nt
Organism: Danio aesculapii
Lineage: Eukaryota; Metazoa; Chordata; Actinopteri; Cypriniformes; Danionidae
Gene: zfyve27
Product: zinc finger, FYVE domain containing 27
Exons: 13
Coding region: 147-1433 (428 amino acids)
Biological process (GO): neurotrophin TRK receptor signaling pathway; positive regulation of axon extension; protein localization to plasma membrane
Cellular component (GO): endoplasmic reticulum tubular network; growth cone membrane
Molecular function (GO): metal ion binding
Source: RefSeq, a predicted model, not a curated record